Molecule: messenger RNA, 461 nt
Organism: Cydia splendana
Lineage: Eukaryota; Metazoa; Arthropoda; Insecta; Lepidoptera; Tortricidae
Product: bombyxin A-3-like
Exons: 2
Coding region: 60-389 (109 amino acids)
Cellular component (GO): extracellular region
Molecular function (GO): hormone activity
Source: RefSeq, a predicted model, not a curated record
ACAUUCCUCGCUUAUCUGUGGCAACGAUCAGCACGAAAACCCUAAAAACGAAUACAAACAUGAAGGUCCAAAUUUCUUUGUUCUUCGCAGUAAUGUUCUUUGUGUCAGUAUAUUGUCAGUCUGAGGAUACACCUCAGGUUUACUGUGGUAGGCGACUUGCUCAAACUAUGGCUGUGCUGUGUUAUCAGACCAAAUAUGACAAGAGAUCAGACUACAACUCCAUCCAUCUCGGCUACGAGCCAGAGUUCAGCUGGCCCUGGCUAUCCCGAAGCCUGGAGCGGCACACGGACCGGGGCAUGGCCAGAGACAUGGGCCGAGGCAAGAGAGGCAUCAUCGAGGAGUGCUGCCAGAACUCGUGCUCCAUUCCAACACUGAUGAGUUACUGCUAAUUUCACGGACUGACGGCAAUGGUUUUAUGAAUAUGGUUUUUGAGUAGUGUUUAGAGCUUUAGGUUAAUUAUG